AUGGCUGCCGAACAGGUGAAAUUAGUGAUUGGUAAGUCGAAAUUCGAUUUUUGAUAACUUUCCAAUCAGUUUUUGACGAUUUUAAGUUUAAAAAAAAUGAGUUCCGUGCCCAAAAUUAGGCGGGGACGUCACUAACGUGAUCGCUAGUAAUCUGAAAGUCCCGGGUUCGAACCCACCUGGCUCAAAACUCCUUUGCAACGUUUCUCCGGGAUUUUGAAUCUAAUUUUGAGAUUUCCAGAUUCCGAUGGAGUGAGUGAUGACGUCAGAGCCAUCUCCCUGGCUCUCCAACAUCCGAAAGCUCAAGUGCUCGCUUUCACGGCCGUGCACGGAUGCGUUACGGUCGAUCAAGCGUGUGCCAACAUCAAAAGAACUAUUCGAGCGAAUGAGGGCAUUUUUAAGGUACAAAAAAGGGUUUCGAAGGUUUCGUUUUGAAACAUACUUUGGCAGCAUUCGAUCCCAGUGUAUAAGGGUGCUUCCAAGUCGAUAUUGUCGCUUCCCAAGGACGAUACGGUCUCGGAUUUCUUCGGAAUCGACGGUAUCGGGGACCGGCCGGACGAGUUCCCGAAAGUAGAUCAAUCGGAUUUCGAAGGAGAGGGAAAGCACGCCGCGCUGGCUCUCAUUGAUAUUUUCAGAGAAAAUCGCGAUGCUACACUUGUGUAAGUCAUAAAAAGUGCUGGUAAACCCCUGUCGAAACUUUGCGAAAGAUAUUUGAGAUAGGGUGGGUUCGAAUCCUGGCCUUAAGAUUAUCAGCUGAACCGACUUUGCUGGGAAAUGUCGCGGAGCCCUGAUAAUGUACUAUCCUACGAGUAUUAUGCGUGAUCCGUAAAGCGAGUUCCAUGGAAAGACAAUUGAAUUGAAAGACUUUCGCUUUCCUAGACUUUUGAAUGAAAGAGACUUUUGAACGGAACAAUAAUUGUGUAGAACUUUAAAAAACAGCAGAGAAUGAUCCGGCUCUACCAUGUUCGGUCCUCGAUUUUAGACCAGUUCCCUUCUCAAAUCUUUUUUUCAGCACAAUCGGACCCCUGACCAAUGUUGCGAUUGCUCUUCAACUCUGCGAAGAGUUUGCCACGUUCCCCGCCCGUCUCGUGGUGAUGGGCGGCAACUAUUAUGCGGUCGGAAAUGUGGACGGCGGUUCUUCGGCCGAGUACAACUUCCACGGCGAUCCGGAGGCGGCGAGCAUUGUGCUUCGCCGCAUGAAGUGCCCGAUCAUCAUCGUUCCGUGGGAGGCGUUUUAUUUCGAAUCGAAAGUUCAUGACGAGUCCGUCGACUUUUCCGCCCAUCUUCGCUACGAGACCCCGCUGGCCAAGUACCUCUCAUUGGCCACUAGUAUCGGUGAGUUUGGCAAAAACACACUUUUUGUGUGUUUUGCCGAAAAGUGUCGAAAAGACUAGCUGAAUUUCAGGCCGCGUCAAAUGCGAAGCGAACGGCCGGCAGUAUUCGUAUUGCGAUGAAAUCGCCGUGGCCACGGCCAUUGAUGAGGAGAAAAUUGCGAGAAAAUCACAAUAUCUGUACGUGGACGUGGAAUUGAACGGCACAAAGACACGUGGACAAGUGGUCGUGGACUGGACCGAACAAUUGUGGUCAAACGAGGAGGCGCCCAAGGUAUGGCCCAAUUUUUAGGCCUAUAAUUUUUUCUGGGAGUUUUUAUCGAUUUUUCCAUUGUUCUUUAGAACAAUUCCGGUGUUUUGAGCGGCGGUUUUAGGGGUCUCUGGAAUUUAUCAACAAAAAAAAAAAGUUGCAGAAUUCGCAUCGCCGCGUCAAAUUCGUCACCUCGUACGACGUGCACACUGUCGACAAAUGGCUACAUGCUGCCACGUCUGGAAGCGGAAAUUUUGAGUAA
Caenorhabditis sp. 36 PRJEB53466 is the source of this 1840-nucleotide messenger RNA. Lineage: Eukaryota; Metazoa; Nematoda; Chromadorea; Rhabditida; Rhabditidae. The record is from the annotation of a GenBank genome assembly.